CUGCUCAUUCAGAAAAUGCUGUAAGUAGUAGAAAAGGUUCUGCUCAGUCAGAAUAUGUUGAAAGUAGGAAAGGUUCUGCUCAUUCAGAAUAUGUUGAAAGUAGGAAAGGUUCUGCUCAUUCAGAAUAUGUAGAAAGUAGGAAAGCUUCUGCUCAUUCAGAAAAUGCUGUAAGUAGUAGAAAAGGUUCUGCUUAUUUAGAAAUUGCUGAAAGUAGGAAAGUUUCUGCACAGACAGAAAAUGCUAAAAGCAAGAAAGGUUCUGCUUAUUCAGGGAAGUCUGAAAGUAGAAAAUGUUCUGCUCAUUCAGAAAUUACUCAAAGUAAGGAUGGUUCUGCUCUCUCAGAAAAUACAGAAAGUAGGGAAGCUUUUGUUAAAAGAAGAAUAGGUUCUCCUCAUUCAGAAAGUAUUGCUCAUUCAAAAGAUGUUGAAAGUAGAAAUGAUUCUGUUCAUUCAGAAAUUAGUGUAAGCGAAACAGGUUUUGCUCAAUUAGAAAAUGCUGGAAUUAAAAACGGCUCUACUUAUUCCGAGAAUGUUGAAACUAGAAAAAGUUCUGCUCAUUCAGAAAAUGCUAUAAAUAGGAAAUGUUCUGCUCUCCCAGAAAACGGUGAGAGUAGGAAAGGUUCUGCUUCAUUAGAAAAUGCUGAAAGUAGGAUAAGUUCAGCUCAUUUAGAAAAAAUAGCAAGUAGAAAAGGUUCUACACAUUCAGAAAAUGCUGGAAGUACAUUUAGAAAAGAUUCUGUCAAUUCAGAAAAUACCGAAAUAAGGAAAAGUUCUGUUCAAACAGAAAUCGCUGAGAGUAGGAAAGGUACUGCUCAUUUAGAAAAUGCUAUAAGUAGAAAAGAUUGUAAUUCAGGAAACGCAGAGAGUAGGAAAGGUUCUGCUCUCCCAGAUAAUGCUGAGAGUAGAAAAGGCUCUGCUCAUUCAGAAAAUGCCGAAAUUAGGAAAGGUUCUGCUCAUCUUGAAAAUGUUGAAAGUAGAAAAGGUUCUACUCAGUCAGAAAAUGCUGAAAGUAGGAAAGGUUCUACCCUUUCAGGAAUUAAUGAAAGUAGGAAAGGUUCAAUGGAUUCACAAGAUGCUGGAAGUCGGAAAAAUGUUGGAAGGUCUGACAAUGCAUCAGAAAAUGAUGCAACGACUGCCAUAACAGAUCGACAACAGCCUGAGGUUGUUCCAACUGAAGGCACUAUCAGAGCGGACCCCAACUUCAAUGCUGAGAGGUGUUGUGAAGAGGUUAAAGAAGCAAUUGGGAAGUGGAAUACUGAUGAGGAAUCGCUGAUAAAGAUUCUUUCUGGAAUGAACAAUGGCCAACGACAGCAAAUCCAGCAAAUAUUUAAACAAACGCAUGAAAAGGAAUUGGUCGAUGAGAUAAAGGAACAAUUGGGCGGUGCCUUUGAUGAGAUCGUCCUGGGGUUGCUGAUGUCACCUCGUGAGUUCGAUGCCCACUGCCUCCACCAGAGUAUGGUCAAACUGGGAACUGAUGAGGCUGUUAUAAACGGUAUUGUGGCUACCAGAUCAACAGAAGAACUCCAGGAGAUUAUGAAAAAAUAUAAAGAGAAGUACAGUCGACACUUAAUGCAUGACAUCCAAGGUGAUACAAGCGCAGAUUACUUGGAGCUCCUGCGGAUUAUCGUCCAGGCUGAACGGGACCCAGGGAGUAGGGUAGACUGGGCAGAGGCAGCGGAGGACGCAAAGUGCAUGUUUCUCUGUAGUAUGACGGACAGUGACGGUGGCUUGACUCCAAGCGAUGAGCGUUUCCGUCAUGUGCUCAGCAAGAAGAACAGGCAGCAGAUCAGAGCAACAAUUGAGGAGUAUGAACGUCUGAUCAACAAUGAUAUUGAGACGUGUAUAAGAAGCGCCAUGCUGACUGGAGAUGGGGAAGACGCUCUUGUUGCAUUAGUCCAAGCGAUAGAAGACCCAGUUGCAUUCUUCUCAGAUAGAUUACAAAACGCGAUGUCCGGGUUCGGGACGGAUGACAACACUCUUAUUAGAAUCAUCGUUUCUAGAUCGGAGAUUGAUUUGACUCAGAUCAAGUCAAAAUACGAAAAGGAUUUCAAAAGAACCUUAGAGGAAGACAUCCAAUCAGAAACAAGAGGGGACUUUAAGAAAAUGCUACUAGCUAUUGUCAAGGGAAAUUGAUCAAUCUACGACACGCAUUGGUCAAUAUCACUGGUGAUCCACUCGAUUACGCUGGUUACCGAAACUGUUCGUUUUGGUAACAAAAUGUCGGAACGUCGAAGGUACGAUUUUUCUCUUUUCUUUAUUUCACACGUUCUAGGCAGAAUUCCCAGGACGUUUUUAACACAAACGUGUAUGAGUAUCAUAUGUUUAAGAAAAUGUACAUAUGUGCGAACAAAUAGUUCAGAAGACAACAGAAUCGUCGAUUUAAUUCUUCACUUAAGUUACAUAAACGGUUUUUCGAAAAACAG
Molecule: messenger RNA, 2422 nt
Organism: Owenia fusiformis
Lineage: Eukaryota; Metazoa; Annelida; Polychaeta; Sabellida; Oweniidae
Source: the annotation of a GenBank genome assembly